AAUAUUAGGUAUACCAAAUGCUGCAUAUGCUUCAAAAAUUAAACCUUUUUAAAACUGUUUUUAGUAUGUUCUUUGGUGUAUGUCAUGUUUUCCCAAAAUGUGUUCAAAUUAUCUAGAUCCUGUUUGCAAAAUAAAAUUUUAUUGAGAAACUCAUCUAUUGUCACACUUCUAGAUGAACCAUUUCAUAUAACAAGAAUAUGUGUAAAAACAGUUGUUUCUAAUUAUACCCAAAGAAUUUAUUUAGCUAAAUUUGAAACUGAAGAAAUUGAUCAACUAAAACCACAUAAAUUGAUUUUAACAGUUCGGCCCAAUGAAUUUGAGAAACUUCCACCAAAAUGCUCCUCUUGUGGUUCUAUUCUCCAGACUUCAGAACCACUUAAAAAUGGGUUCCUAGUUAAAGAAAAGUUUUUGGAAUCGAUUAAACAAAAUCAGCUGCAUAGACUUCAAUGUGUUAGUUGUUUUAAAUUGCGCCAUUACAAUAAUAGAUUAUCUUCCCCUCUUCCAAACAAUGAAAUAAUUGAUCAACUUAUGCAUAUUAGAAGUACUAGUUCACUAAUCUUGUAUGUUGUUGAUAUGUUUGACAUUGAAGGUACAUUGAUGGAUAAAGUUCUUUCUUAUAUUGGUAAACGAAAAAGAAUUAUAAUUGUAGGAAAUAAGAUUGAUCGUUUUCCAAAAGAACAUGGUGUUAAAGGGGAAGUGCAAUUAGAAAGAAUGAAAGACCUUCUGAAGCAUAUUUGUUUUCAGAGAGGUCUUGAGGGUUGUAACUUUCGAGAUAUAUGCCUAAUUAGUGCAAAAACUGGUUUUGGAUUAGAGACCCUUGUUAAAAAAAUAAGUAAACAUAGAGAGGUUGAUAUGGAUAUAUAUUUAGUUGGUUGCACUAAUGUGGGCAAAUCAAGUCUUUAUAAUUUGCUUCAAAAUAUGCUUAAUGUUCAUAUGUCUAAGAGACUACCUCCUCAAGCUAUUGUUCAUUAUACUCCUGUCACAACUGUUAGUCUACUUCGUUCGGAUAUAUCAAUGAGAAGGCUAUGGAGAUUACAAGAUCGUCUUAAAAAAGGUCCAUGGGAGGUAGAAAAAGAAUACAGUUUUGAUGGCAAUUUUCUAGAAUUUCUUGGUGUAAACAAGCCUGAAUUAAAACCUGAAUUGAAAUUGAUUGAGAGCUCAAAUGCACUUAAAGAAAAGAAAGUGGAGUUAGUAGAUGAAGAAGAGUUAUGUAAAGAAAAAAAGCAGUGCUUUAUUUAUGAUACACCUGGUGUAUACAAUAGUUCACAAUUACUUCAAUUUUUAACAGUUGAAGAGAUGCAUAAAUUGUAUCCUGAACUGUGGAUUGUCCCUCGAACUUUUCUUCUCCAGCCUGGUAGUUGCUUAUUUAUUGGAGGUUUAGCAAGACUUGAUUACAACUCUAUUUCUAAAAUAGAAAGUGAUUCUGCAAACAUCCAAUUAGCCAAGUCAGCUGAAUCAAUAUUUGUUACAGUAAUGAUGUCACCUUCUGUUCCAUGUCAUCCAACUGUUAUUGAAUCUGCUGAUGUAAAGUAUGAAAAGCUGUUUGUCAAUAACGUGUUAGAGGUCCCAAUCGGAAAUGAGUUGCGUUACAAAGAAUUUCCUCGAUUGUUGCCAAAAACCUAUCAAGUAAUUGGAAAAAAUCUUAAUAUAAAUGCCUGUGACUUAGUUUUGCAUGGUUUAGGGUGGCUUUCUGUUGCAUCUGUAUUCAAUACAAAAGUUGAGUUGACUUUGCAUACUCCAAAUGGCAUUGGCCAAGAGCUACGAGAAAAACCGUUAUUGCCUUACUCUGUUAGAUCAAAAGAAGGGCGUGGCCAAAUGUAUCGUGGUCAUUUUAAUCGACGAUUAUAUGGUCACACUCGCAAACGAAAUCCAGAGUUUGUGCAAGUUUUUCAUGAGCAAAAUCAAUCUGUGUAUGCUUGGAAUAAAAAAAUUGAAGAGAAAUUUGUACGCGAGCGUGCUCUUAUCAAAGAAGAAAAACGUCUUAAACAACUAGAGGAAGGCGUGGUCCUCGGAAAAUGGAAGACUUUAACGGAGAAAGAGGAAAAGUUUAAAAUUGAGUCUAGGGAAAAACAGCUGCCUUCUUAAAUAUAAUUAUUUUUUGCUGA
Messenger RNA from Hydra vulgaris (swiftwater hydra), 2105 nucleotides. RefSeq names its product nitric oxide-associated protein 1. The record is from RefSeq and is a predicted model, not a curated record. Lineage: Eukaryota; Metazoa; Cnidaria; Hydrozoa; Anthoathecata; Hydridae.